This is a messenger RNA of Gadus chalcogrammus (walleye pollock), 1788 nucleotides long. RefSeq names its product frizzled-8-like. The record is from RefSeq and is a predicted model, not a curated record. The transcript has a single exon. Gene Ontology annotation, biological process: non-canonical Wnt signaling pathway; canonical Wnt signaling pathway. Lineage: Eukaryota; Metazoa; Chordata; Actinopteri; Gadiformes; Gadidae. Gene Ontology annotation, molecular function: Wnt receptor activity; Wnt-protein binding. Gene Ontology annotation, cellular component: plasma membrane. The coding region runs from base 55 to 1788 and encodes 577 amino acids.
GCGCUUCUGCUGCUGCACCUGCCGCGGCCCGCGACGGCCGCCGCCUUCAAGGAGAUGACGUGUGAACCCAUCACGGUGCCCAUGUGCCGCGACGUGGGCUACAACCUGACGCACAUGCCCAACCAGUUCCACCACUACAGCCAGGAGGAGGUGGGGCUGGAGGUGCACCAGUUCUGGCCGCUGGUGCGGAUCCGCUGCUCGCCGGACCUGCUCUUCUUCCUGUGCAGCGUGUAUACGCCCAUCUGCAUGCCCGACUAUGGCCGCCCGCUGCCGCCCUGCCGCGCGGUGUGCGAGCGCGCCAAGCGCGGCUGCUCGCCGCUCAUGCGGCAGUACGGCUUCCAGUGGCCGCCGCGCAUGAACUGCGAGCGGCUGCCGCGCCAGGGGGACCCUCUGCAGCUCUGCAUGGACCGCAACGCCAGCGACGAGCGGCCCCCCGCCGCCACCGCCGCCGCCCCGCCCCCGUCCAAACCCCCCCCCCACCUCCUCCUCCCCGCCGCCGCCCCCCCGCGCCGACGCCCCGCCCCCUCCGCCCCCAGGGGCUGCGACCCCGAGUGUCCCUGCUGGCCCCCCUCCUCCUCCUCCUCCUCUUCGUCCGGGUCAUCGUGGCGACGGGACACGCCCCCGGCGGCGGGAUGCCCCGCCCCCUGCGUGCGGCCGCACCUCACGGCCAACCAGCAGGCCUUCACGCGGCUGUGGCUAGGGCUGUGGGCGGGGCUGUGCUUCCUGUCCACGGCGGCCACGCUGGCCACCUUCCUGAUGGACCGCGCCCGCUUCACCUACCCCGAGCUGCCCGUCGUCUACCUGGCCGCCUGCUCGCUGGGCGUGGCCGCCGGCUACCUGCUCCGGCUGGCCGCCGGCCACCGCGCCGUGGCGUGCGCGGCGGCCGACGGCGGGGGGGCGGGGCCUGCGCUGGCGCGGGGCGCAGCCGCCACCGGCUCGCCGCUGUGCAUGCUGGUCUUCCUGCUGCUGUACUUCUUCGGCAUGGCGGGCGCCGUGUGGUGGCUGCUGCUGUCGCUCACCUGGUACCUGGCGGCCGGCCUCAAGUGGAGCAGCGAGGCCAUCGCGGGCCACGCCCACUACUACCACCUGGCCGCCUGGCUGCUGCCCGGCGGGCAGACGGUGGCCGUGCUGGCGCUGGGCGCCGUGGACGGCGACGCCGCCGUGGGCGUGUGCUACGUGGGGGGGGGGCGGGGCCUGGGGCUGGUGCUGGCGCCGCUGCUCCUCUACCUGCUGGCCGGCGCCGGCUUCCUGUCGGCCGGCUUCGUCUCGCUGUUCCGCAUCCGCCGCGUGAUCCGCGGAGGGGGCGGAGCCGGGCCGGGCGCCGCCCUGAAGAGCCGCAAGCUGGAGCGCCUGAUGGUGCGGCUGGGGCUGUUCACCGUGCUCUACAUGGUGCCCGCCGUCGCCGUGGUGACCUGCCUGGCGUACGAGCAGCACCGGCGGCGGGAGGCGUGCGCGUCCUGCCCCGCCCCCCACCGCCGGCAGAGGGGCGGGGCCCUGGCGGCCGGCGAGGAGGCGUGGCCCGAGCACGCCGUGCUGAUGCUGAAGCACUUCAUGACGCUGGUGGGGGGGGUGACCUCAGGGGUGUGGGUGUGGUCGGGGAAGACGCUGGGCGCGUGGAGCGGCUUCCUGUCGCGGCGCUGCUGCCCGGCGGCGGCGUUGGGGGCGGGGCCAGGGCCGCGGCCGUCCGAGGGCUCCACCUGCAGCGAGGCGAGCUCCGCCCUCACGCACCGCACCGCCAUCACGCCGUCCACGCUGCACGCCAAGUCCUCGGCCCCGCCCUCGCUGUGA